AUGGAGGUGUACGACUCGAUCGUGGUGGGGGCUGGAAUAGAAGGCUCGUCCACAGCUUAUCACUUGGUCAAGAAUGGACAUCACACCUUGUUACUUCAACAAUUUCCCCUUCCACAUUCUCGUGGAAGUUCCCAUGGACAAAGCCGAAUCACCCGGAUGGCCUAUGGCAGUGACGAUUACUACACGGAGAUGAUGAAGGAGGCGUACAAAUUAUGGGAGGUACUAGAAAAUGAAUCUGGAACUACUUUAUAUAAAAAAACAGGCCUCCUUGUGGUCGGGAAAGUUGGAGACGAUCAAAUUGAUGGAACGGUAAGGGCACUCCGUAAGUACUCACUGCCAUUCACCUCACUUGACGGACAAGUCUUGCGACAGAAGUAUCCAAUGCUGAACUACCCUGAAGACAUAGCGGGUGUUGAGGACCAUAGCGGAGGAGUGUUGUUUGCUGACAAAGCCUUGGCGGCUUUUCAGGGCCAGUUUGUUAAGCAAGGAGGUAUUUUGCGUGAUAACGAGGCCAUGGUGGACGUAUCUCCGGGGGAUAUUGUAACAGUAAAAACCAAUAAGGGUAGCUAUAGAGGCCGGAACCUAGUCCUGACAGUAGGACCCUGGGCCACCAAAGUACUUCCUUCUCUUGGCAUCCAUAUACCACUCAAGGUUUUGCGUAUCAGUGUCUUUUACUGGAAAGAGAAAAUUCCAGGAACAUACGGAGCCGAAACGUUUCCAAUAUUUCUGGAAGACAAUGCGAUUAGGAAUUUUGACGUGUAUGGCUUGCCGAGCUUGGAAUACCCGGGAUUGUAUAAGCAGUGUUUGCACUCCGGUCCCGAGAUUGACCCUGACAGGAGGGACGAUACUGACAGCAGUUGGGUGCUGGAUGCCAUUAAACAAUUUGCGGCCGAACACUUUCCACUUCUUGAGGCUCAUCCCGCUAUCACAGAAACUUGCAUUUACACAAAUACACCGGACCAUGAUUUCGUAUUGGACAGACACCCUGCUUGUAGAAACAUUAUCAUAGGAGCAGGCUUCUCUGGUCACGGAUUCAAACUGUCACCUGUUGUGGGUAAAGUCCUAUCUGAACUGGCCAUGCAGAAGAUAUCCUCCUACAACCUGUCUUAUUUCAAGAUCGAUCGAUUUCCCAAAUAA
This is a messenger RNA of Ylistrum balloti, 1137 nucleotides long. Its product is annotated as peroxisomal sarcosine oxidase-like. The record is from RefSeq and is a predicted model, not a curated record. Gene Ontology annotation, molecular function: L-pipecolate oxidase activity; flavin adenine dinucleotide binding; sarcosine oxidase activity. Bases 1 to 1137 code for a protein of 378 amino acids. NCBI's taxonomy places the organism in Eukaryota, Metazoa, Mollusca, Bivalvia, Pectinida, Pectinidae. The transcript has 8 exons. Gene Ontology annotation, cellular component: peroxisome.